AUGCCUGGAAAAACCUUGCCGCUCUUUUCUGUUGCAGAGCUCAAAUCACAUACGACGGCCAAAUCGUGCUACGUAACACGAGGCUCCAAGGUCUACGAUGUCACCUCCUUCGUCAACGAUCACCCGGGCGGAGGUGACUUGAUCCUGGACUAUGCCGGCCAGGACGUUUCUGAGAUCAUGCGCGACAUUCCAUCCCACGAACACUCCGAGGCUGCGUAUGAAAUAUUGGAGGAUCAUCAUGUUGGGUUCCUCGAAAAAUCCCCAGUCUCCAAGAUGAAUGGUAAUGGCGAUGCUGCUGCUGGUGCUGCCGCCGCCAAAGGCUCUAAUAUGGAUGGAGCGACGGAUAGCCCAAAACCGACCUACAGUUCCACAGGCAUGUCAAGUGAGGAAGAUCUCAAUGUCGAAACCGACCUAACCGCAGAUUAUCGGACACAUAAGUUCCUGGACCUAAACCGGCCACUCUUUGGACAACUAUGGUAUGGUGGUUUCACGAAGGAUUUCUAUCUACAACAGGUUCACCGCCCACGACACUACAAGGGCGGGGAAUCCGCUCCCCUGUUUGGGAAUUUCCUCGAGCCAUUGACGAAGACUGCGUGGUGGAUGGUUCCAUUGAUCUGGUAUCCGGCAGCUGCCUACGGAACGGUUGUGGGCUUCACUGGCUUGCAGAAUUAUACCGUCGGAGCUGCGUACUGGAUUCUGGGCGCGUGCCUUUGCACUCUGGUUGAAUAUGGCCUGCACCGAUUUAUUUUCCAUAUGGAAACAUAUUUGCCUGAUAAUCGCGUUGGACUGAGUCUACACUUCCUUGCGCACGGUAUCCACCACUACCUCCCCAUGGACAAAUAUCGCCUUGUCAUGCCCCCAACACUAUUCAUCAUACUUGCAACACCUUUCUACUAUCUCUCAAAGUCCGUCUUCUUCUAUAACUGGUACGCAGCCUUGACCGUUUUCUCGGGUGGAGUAUUCGAAUACGUAUGCUAUGACAUGACACAUUACUUCCUCCACCAUCGCAGUCUCCCGUCAUACUACAAGCAACUCAAGAAAUAUCACCUCCAACACCAUUUUGCCGAUUACAAUAAUGGUUUCGGCGUCAGCAGCCGCUUCUGGGACAAAGUAUUUGGCACAGAACUCCCGCCUCUCCAGCCCCCUAAGGUCGAAUGA
Molecule: messenger RNA, 1158 nt
Organism: Histoplasma mississippiense
Lineage: Eukaryota; Fungi; Ascomycota; Eurotiomycetes; Onygenales; Ajellomycetaceae
Product: inositolphosphorylceramide-B C-26 hydroxylase
Exons: 3
Coding region: 1-1158 (385 amino acids)
Biological process (GO): fatty acid metabolic process; lipid biosynthetic process
Cellular component (GO): membrane; endoplasmic reticulum
Molecular function (GO): iron ion binding; fatty acid 2-hydroxylase activity; heme binding
Source: RefSeq, a predicted model, not a curated record